Messenger RNA from Serpula lacrymans var. lacrymans S7.9, 663 nucleotides. RefSeq lists its product as uncharacterized. Bases 1 to 663 code for a protein of 220 amino acids. The transcript has a single exon. The record is from RefSeq and is a predicted model, not a curated record. Lineage: Eukaryota; Fungi; Basidiomycota; Agaricomycetes; Boletales; Serpulaceae.
AUGACAGAUGCCGAGUCUAUUCUUGAGGACCACAAGAUGAGCGCUGGCAUAAAGAAGACACCAACAUCUGCCGUAAGCAUGGACGGCAACAUGGCUAAGCUGCUGUUAGCGCCUUGCCUCGUUGCUGAGCAGAAUCGGCUGUACACAAACCCGGUUGUCAACUCACCUUUUACUUGCUCAAUGUGCAUUGUCCAAUUUUCACAUCCAUCAACCCAAUGUCUGUGCAGUGGAUGUGAUCCUGCCAGUUGCCCUCCUCAAAUUACUACACCUCCCAAGGUCCCAAAGCUCAAGGCCAUGGAGAAGUCCAAACAUCUGUCAAAGGACCAGCAAAAAAUGGCAGUAACUGCCUUUGAGGAAGUUUGUGGCAGGAUCUAUGAUGCAGCACCCUCACUACUCACUGGCUUACUUCCAUCCGCUGCCUUUCUACUUGACAACACAAUCAAAAUUCUUGUCAAGCGUGUCACAAGCCUGCAAUGCUUAGCUGACUUGGCUGCGCUCACCACAUCCAACGGCUUAUUACAGCCUCAUCUCCAUCAUGUGUGGAAUACCAUUCAACAGCUCCGGACGAAACUGCCCCUGUCCUCUGCUCAACCUGUUGAAGUGGCUAGCAAGGACUGCAUGUUUAUCAUGGAUUGCCAUAUGGAACUGGCAACGACCAGGUGA